This is a messenger RNA of Carassius gibelio (silver crucian carp), 3077 nucleotides long. RefSeq names its product mesenteric estrogen-dependent adipogenesis protein. The transcript has 5 exons. The record is from RefSeq and is a predicted model, not a curated record. Lineage: Eukaryota; Metazoa; Chordata; Actinopteri; Cypriniformes; Cyprinidae. The coding region runs from base 134 to 949 and encodes 271 amino acids.
ACUUCCCGUCACAAUGCUGAACUGCUCUCAGUACUGAACUGGUCGCCGUGAUUUAGCCAAGACAUGUUCCUGGAUUAACAUUAUUGUCCAAAAAUAUAGAUUUAGGCCAACAUAUAGGUGUUGAUACAGGAACAUGUUGUACUUGGUGAAAUCACGCUCACCGGACUGGACUACAGUUUAUGACUCAGUUGAAUGUGAUGCUCAGAUUCACAAACCAGCUCCACGCCCACCAAACAAAAGCGGAGGGCGACUCACGCGCUGGACGAAAAACUCGGAUUUGUCCUCGAGAACAAGUUACAAGAGAAAGAACAUGCGGGGAAACGUGAAUUCUGGCUUUGUUAUGAACGUUAUCGAGCUGGAGUCGUUUGUGAACAGCCCUCCUGCUGGAUUCAGUGUCGAGAACCGCGCGGGCUGCAGAGUCGUGAAAUGGGCUCAGGAGAACAGCUGCGUGUUCAUCGAUGAGAUCCAGUCUAGCAAGGGGAAAGUGAUUUUCUUUAAUUCUCCGGGAAGGAAAGUCAUAGUACGUACUUUGAGGGAGUACACAGAUUUGAGACGACAGCUAACGUCAAAAACAAUUUACAUCCUGGUGUCUGCGUGCACCAAAACAGAGGUCGAAGAAAAGAGAAAGAGAGAUGUUCCAGUUGUUGGGUAUUAUGUGGUGGCGAUCAACGGCAGUCAUCCAAUGAUCAGAUGGGAGAUGGAAAGAGGCUUAGACAUGACUAUUUCAUCUGUUGCUGGAGAAAGUUAUACAGUUGAUGUUGAUGUUAGUGCUGCAAUACAGGGAUGGGUCGGUGAGAGCCUUCAAAUCCUUGUUGAUGCAGAAAGGGUAAAACCUAUCUGGAAAGAUGCACAUUUCACCAUCAAGUACCGUUCUGACGCCCUUUUUGACUUUCCCUACUGGUUUGGUUUCAGCAAACGACAGUUCAAGGUCACGUACCAUGGAAGAUGAGAUCAACACCCACAAUGUUGUGUGAAACAGCAAAUAUCUACUGCAAACAGGCUUCAGUCUGUGGAAAUUGAAGCCCUGCACAGAUGAGGAGACCAUUAAUGCACCUUAAAGGACAGUCUUACUGUGAAUUGAACUUUAUUUUGCUCAUGUCAGCAGUCAUACAAAAAAAAAAAAUCACAAAGAAAAGGAGAUCAAUGGAACAUAAUCUUAAUUAUAAAUCUGUUGAAGCAGAAAGGUCAAUUUCAUAAAUCCUCACAUUGUAAACAAACUCAAGAUAGGUCAAAUACUUCUCUCUAUGCAAAAGUGCCUGAAUGAGUUACCUUCAUUGCUUUAAAUGGGUCAUAUCACGAGGAAUCAGAGGGGGAUCUUUUUGGAUUACUGAAAUCAAUCCAAAUAAACAGACAAUUAUAUUAUCUAACCUCACGUUACGCUUUAAGUUGACACACCUCUUGUGCUGUUUCUGGCUUGUGUAGCACCUACUGCUCUGCAUAUACUUACAGACAAUUAACAGAAACCUGCAGUUAGGGCUGGGCGAUAAAACCAUAAUUAUCAUGAUGUAAUUCUCUUUGAUGAAACGAUAAGAGUUCGUUAAAUGUUCAAUAAAAUGUUUAUGGACCAAAAACAAAACAAUGAAAUGUGCUUGAAUUCAGCAAAUAACACAAAUGACUCUAUUUUAAACUAAUUUAAAGCCAACUUAAGCAGUGUUGAAAAACAGGAGAAACACUGCGCAACGAUACAUUUAGAGGACUUUUCAAUGUACCAAUCACCAUGAUUUACCAUGGAAUUACCAGUAACACUAACUGCACCAUGGUAUUGUGGCAGGAAUGUGGAAUAAUUAUAUGAAAUUUUAUGAUAAUAUUAAUGUAGACAUAAAUUAAAGCUGCAGUCUGUGACUUUUGAUGCUCUAGUGGAUAAUAAACAGCUGCUUGCAUCUUGCGGAAGAACAUCGUAGCCGGAGCUACUUCUCUCUGUUUAUGUCUAUGAAGAAUCACAAAGGUACUGGGUUACUCCGCCACGGUACCCCCGAAGCAAUCUAAAAUAGUCCGAAUAUAAACACUUACUAUAGAUGUACUCUAGUGAUUCAAGACCAGCUAAAAACACGGUUUGGACAAUGGAUUCAUGGUGUACUCACUUAUUAUAUACAUUUUGUAAAUUUUGAACAGAAACUUAUGGACCGCAGCUCUGAUUGGUUAUUUCUUACCGGGAGCAGAUGAAUUUCUCCAAAUGGCAAUAGGACCACUGGGAGGAGCCAGAGGAGCUUGAUUUUUUUUCACAGAUUAUCUGUCUCAUAUUCUUCUGUCAGGACAUAAUGACAGGUUUAACAAAUAUGUAAAAAAAUAUAUUUUUUACAAAAGUUACCUACUGCAGCUUUAAAUGUAUUAAAAGAGUAAGGGAAUAUACAUUUUUUUUGUGAUCAAGCUAUAGCAUUUGUGCAUUUAUAUUAAAUGUGACUACUGUUUUUUUUUUAAUGCAAAUAACUAGAAACAAUAUAAUAUGGAGGUGGUGUGGUUUUAACUGUGGGUGAUAGUAUGCUACUAUGGAAGACCAGUGGUUAAUUUUAAUAAAAGUAAAACUGUCAGAAUAAUUACCUUUCAAUAUCUACGUAUGAGGUAAUCACGAUUUGAAAUUUAUUGAGAUAAUUAUCAUUAUGAACUGAUAUGAGCAUUUAAUUGUGACAAUUGUUUUGGCCAUAUCGCCAUAUCGCAGUCCUUUGUGCAGUUAUACCCUGAUAAUUUCAUUCUGACAUUUCAUCACUAAUUAUUUUGUAACCCUGUCAUGUAAUACAGCCUUUGCAAAGAGGCUGAGGAUUUUGCUGAACUAUAUUUCACACAACAGGAAACCUGCAAUCCGGUGCCAUAGCAGAACUUGCCAUUUUUAAAGGCACAGUAACCAAAAAUUUAAAUCUAAAGCUUAAAGAGGUGUGAAAAUGAAACUUUUUUUUGACAAAUCUUUACUAAGCUUACGCGUUGACCUCAAUGAAAAAACUAAAGCAUGAUAUGACCCAUUUAAAACAUUUCUUCAAAUAUCACAUGCUGGGAUAGUAACAGUAAAAACAGUCUUUUGUUGUUUUGUAAAGCUUUUUUAAAUGUACAUAUUAUAUUGCAAUUAAAUGCCUUUGUGACCAUCA